AUGGAGCCCGCCGUCCCGCUCUCGCUUUCCCUGCACCAGCGCUCCUCUCGGCGCUGCAGGCGCGGAAGACUGAACUCUCGCAUUGACGGCCACUGCUCUUUCUCUCGCAGGAGCCUCUUGGCCUCUUCCCCCUCCCACUCCCCCUCUCUCACCUUCCGCAUUCCCGCUGUCCCCCGUGCCUCUCCGCCCCACGGCCCGCACGAUCGGCUGGCAGCGGCGGCGCUGAAGGAGUGUGCGGCGGAGUGGGGGAUGAGCGCGACGGGGUGGGCGCGGGGCGCGGAGUGCGCGCAGGCGCAGGCCAUCACAUGCGAUGGCGAUGGCAUGGUGACGUCACUGGACGUGGCGCAGAGGAAUCUCACCGGCUCCCUGCCCUUCGCCCUCUCCGCCCUCUCCCGCCUCCACUCCCUGUCAGUCACCCCGCCCCGUCGCUCUCUUGUCUGCUCACUCCACCCGUCUCCACUCCACCCGACUCCACUCCACCCGUCUCCACUCCACCCGACUCCUUUGCCUUCUCGCUCUCAUGCUCUGCCCACCUCCACCCAUAACCCACCAUACCCCCCCUUCCACCCCCCUCGCCCUCGUGUACGCGAGGCGCGCAGUAAUGUGCGCAGCAACCAAUUGUCGGGACCUCUGCCGCCCGCCCUCUCCACUCUCGCCCGCCUGCGCACCCUGCGAACUGCCCCCUGUGAGGCGCACUGCCCCCUGCGCACUGCCCCCUGCGCACUGCCCCCUGUGAGGCGCACUGCCCCCUGUGAGGCGCACUGCCCCAAGCGAUGGGAUGAGGGCUUGAGUUGA
This is a messenger RNA of Closterium sp. NIES-65, 795 nucleotides long. The record is from the annotation of a GenBank genome assembly. Lineage: Eukaryota; Viridiplantae; Streptophyta; Zygnematophyceae; Desmidiales; Closteriaceae.